UGGUUUGUUCCAGCUCUCAAUGGGUUAAUUGGAGUGGCCGACCUGCUCUUACAGAGACUGAGUUUACCCCAGGCCAUGAGGCUGAAUCACUGACACCUGGUGUUUGUGCUGGAGAGAAAGGCAGCACUUUAACAGAAUGAGAUUAACGAGUAAUUCAGCGGGACAGGCAGCGUCUCUGGAGAAAAGGAAUGGGUGAUGUUUCGGGUCGAGAUGCUUCAUUGGCAUGACCCGAAGCAUCACCCGUUCCUUCUCUCCAGCGAUGCUGCUUGUCCCACUGAGUUACUCCAACAUUUUGUGUCUAUCUUCGGUCUAAACCAGCAUCUGCAUUUCCUUCCCACAGGUGAGAUCAGCUGGUUCCACUCUGCCGAGCUAUCCUUUGUUAUUUUAUCAGGCACACUCAAUGCUCUCGGGAUUGCAAUUCACGACCAGUAAAUGUCUCUGAGUGUAAUGCUCAUUCAGUCUCACGCGGCAUCUCACUGUAAAGUGGCUCGGAAUAAUCUCAGAGCCCACCAGCUUCCCCAGGGGGCACUGCCAACCUUGGUUUGCAUGGUGGAUCAGCUUUGCUGUUGCACUCAAAAGAUAGACACAAAAAGCUGGAGUAACUAGGGCAGCACGGUGGCGCAGCGGGUAGAGUUGCUACCUUACAGCGCUUACAGAGGCAGUGACCCGGGUUCGAUCCUGACUACGGGUGUUCCCUGUACUGAGUUGGCACGUUCUCCCUGUGACUGCGUGGGUUUUCUCCAGGUUCCCCCACACUCCAAAGACAUGCAGGUUGGCGGGUUAAUCGGGGUUAAAAAAAAAUUGUACAAAAAUAAAAUAAAUUGUACAUCGUAGAAUACUGCACACCAGGGACAAUUUACACAAAUAGUGCACGCCAAUCGCUGGUUGGCACGGACUUGGUGGGCCGAAGGGCUUGUUUCCGCACUGUAUCUCUCGUCUAAACUUGCCCCAGGCAUCUUAGACAAUAGACAAUAGGUGCAGGAGUGGGUCAUUCGGCCCUUCAAGCCAGAACUGCCAUUCAAUGUGUUCAUGGCUGAUCAUCCCCUCUGCCUUCUCCCCAUAUCCCCUGACUCUGCUAUCUUCUUUCAACUUUGCCCCUCUUAUCUUAAGGCUGAGCCCUGAAGUCUUUGACAUUUGAAGUGGUUCUGACUCUCUGCACCUCUCAUCGACACUUCUAUUUCUAGUUAUUAGAAUAGUCAGCUACUUACUGGAGAGAGCCACGUGAUUUCACAAACCAGGGGAGAGGAGCCAUCAAUGUUAAUUUAGAUUAGGAAGUCAAGCCUUUGGGCUUUUUUCAGAACAAUUACUAAUGGAUGGAAGCCCAACCUUUGGCACAGUGCAGUUUUAUUCAUUGAGCUAGCUGGUGAGAGAUUCGUUUAAGAAGCAGAUCUGAGCCGCUAGCUGCUGAACCUCGACUGGCGUUGGAUGAAUUGGAAUCCAGUUAAAGGAAGAUUAAAAAGGCAAUGCCCUCUCACAUUGGUCUCUGAACCUGAUUAAAUGAAGGGAACUUUGAUGGUAAUCUCUCCAAUGUGUGCAUCGCUACAGACAGCACAGGCUGGGUGCGAGAAUGUGACUUGACGACAGUAGUUCCUUCAGUACCACGGAGAGGUCUGCCACCCCCUCUGGAGAGGGGACUAGAGGAAAGGCGGUCAGGGUUGUUUCUUGACCACUUUCACCAUGGGCGAGUGGACCAUACUGGAGAGGCUGCUUGAGGCAGCUGUGCAGCAACACUCUACCAUGAUCGGCAGGAUUCUGCUGACGGUGGUGGUGAUCUUCCGAAUUCUAAUAGUGGCGAUAGUCGGGGAAACAGUAUACGAGGAUGAGCAGGCCAUGUUCAUGUGCAACACUCUUCAGCCAGGCUGCAACCAGGCUUGUUACGAUAAAGCCUUCCCCAUCUCCCACAUUCGCUACUGGGUCUUUCAGAUCAUUCUGGUCUGCACGCCAAGCCUCUGCUUCAUCACAUAUUCGGUCCACCAGUCAUCCAAGCAAAAGGACAAACAGUUCUCCAAAUUCUGCCCUCUCCUGGACUGGGAUUUCACCAAAGCCCCCGCAGACCGUAAAGAGGAGAACAAGUCAAAAAGCAGCUUCAUCAAUGGGAUUCUAGGUCGCAACACAGAGGGUGCGAGGAAGUCGAUGGAAUUGGAACAUCUGGAGAACAAGAAGAUGUCUAACGCAUCGGGAUAUAUCAGUAGGAAAAGCAUGAAAGUUCGGAGGCAAGAAGGAAUAUCAAGAUUCUACAUCAUCCAAGUGGUCUUUCGGAACGCGUUGGAGAUCGGCUUCUUGGUGGGACAAUAUUUUCUCUACGGGUUUAAUGUUCCCGCAAUCUUUGAAUGUGAUAGGUAUCCUUGCGUCAAGGAGGUGGAGUGUUACGUGUCAAGGCCAACGGAGAAGACGGUGUUCCUGGUCUUCAUGUUUGCCGUCAGUGGCAUUUGCGUGGUUCUGAACCUGGCCGAGCUCAACCAUCUGGGCUGGAGGAAGAUCAAGGCCGCCAUCAAAGGUGUGCAAGCCAAGAGAAAAACAACCGUGGAGAUCGGGAAGAAGGACUCCCCUUUGUUCAAUGUCCACGGGAGGGACCCAUCCAAUGAGUCGGCAUACGUCUGAGUAAUGUGUCCUCAACUGAUCUUGCUCUCAGCUCCAAACACAAUAAAUACUCUGUGCUAUGUUCAGUCCGUACCUGGUGCACUCAGUUUUGCAAAGUGGAAGUAUCUUAUUAAUGUGCUGGUAACUGUCUCGAUUAAGUCAUUCGGACCUCACCUGGAUCUGGAUGUAGUACGCUGAAAAUCUCCAGGUAGAGCAUUACUCAGCACUGUUGGCCAAUUUUGUACUGGACAAUUUUUACAUUUAUCAAGCCAAUUAAUCAAGCAAUCAACCUACAAACCUGUACGUUUUUGGAGUGUGGGAGGAAUCCGAAGAUCUCGGAGAAAACCCACACAGAUCAUGGGGAGAACGUACAAACUCCAUACAGACAGCACCCAUAGUCGGGAUGGAACUCGGGUCUCUGCUGCUGCAUUUUGCUGUAAGGCAGCAACUCUAUCACUGCGCCACCGUGACCGCCCAUAGACUUAUCAUAGACAUUCCCUUUGCUCUACACAUCUCUACCCCACCUUCUCUCAAUGUAAACUAACCUGCAUCCCUUUCUUUGGUAGUUUGGACAAAGUGUUAUCUGUUUGUCUGUCUGACUUGCGGUGUUUUUCCAGCAUUUUCUGUUUUUGUUUCAGUUCCAGCAUCUUCAGUUUGCUUGAAUUCCAUAUAUCUUAACAAAGAUUGUCUUGCUGGUAAAUGAAUAGAUUUGCGAGGAUCAAACUGUACCCAAUGUUGGUUUAAUGAGGUCUAGUCAUCCCAUGCAUUUAACUAGAUUUUCAAUCUCGCUUAUUUGGCCCCAUUUAGAAUCUGAACUGAUGAGAUUUGAACAGUUCGUUCAACUCAACAUCCACAUUUGCUCUGUCUGAAGAAGGGUCCCGACCUGUAACGUCACCUAUCCAUGCUCUCCGGAGAUGCUGCCAGACUUGCAGAGUUACUCCAGCAUUUUGUGUCUUUCUUUUGUAAACCAGCAUCUGCAGUUCCUUGUUUCAAGAGGUAGAGAUGGAGGAACAGAUAGAGGAAUUGAGGGACGGAGAGAGAUAAUGCGAGAGAGGGAGAGGUAGAGAGGUCGGAGCUGGCACAGUGGCGCAUCGGUGGAGUUGCUGCCUUCCAGUGCGAGAGUCCCGGGUUCGAUCCUGACUAUGGGUACAGUCUAUAUGUACGUUUUCCCUGUGACCACGUGGGUUUUCUCCAGGUCCUCCGGCUUCUUCCCACAUUCAAAAACGUGCAGAUCUUCAGGUUAAUUGGCCUCUGUAAAUUGUCCCUGGUGUGCAGGAUAGAACUAGUGUACAGGGUGAUUGCUGGUCGGUGCGGACUCGGUGAGCCGUAGGGGCCUGUUUCCACACUGUAUCUCUAAACUGAUCUAAAAGGAAAAAGAGAGAGAUAGAGGGGGGUGAGAGAGAGGGAGAAAGAGGGAGAGAGGUUUUGGUGUAAAGUACUUUUCUCUGCAAAUGUAAAGGAUUUCUGAUCCAGUGAUCCCUUGAGUGCUUUGGAGAUUAACAAGCUUUAAGCUGAGUGUUUGGAUUGGUGCCUGGAGAAAGGAUUGUAGUCGGAGCCUGUCUGAUGCCAGCUUCCACUUCAAUCUCCUUGAUUUAUUGCUGCUAACAGUGUGCUCUAUCUUAAUACCCAUUUUAAUAUUUUUAAACGUUGAGUUUUAUGGAAAGUCUAUGAAGCCACAGUUUUACCGUCCACUCUGUAUGUUCUGUGUAAAGUGGAUAAGAUGCCAGAAGGUAUUUAUUUUGUAUUAUAACAAUGUAUGAACAUUAAAAACCUUAGCGGGUCAGAUAGCAUCUCUGGAGAGAAGAAAUGGGUGACGUUUCGGGUCAAGACCCUUCUUCAUUUCAACUCGAAAUGUCACCCAUCCUUUUUCUCCAGAGAUGCUGUCUGACCCGCUGAGUUACUCCAGCGCUUUGUGUCUAUCUUUAGUACACAGACAGUCACGGAGACAACAUGCAAACUCCACGCAGAUUGAACCUGGGUAAUUGGAGAUGUGAAGAGCGCUGUUUUUUUCUUUACACUAAGGUUGAGAAGCUUUAGGCAGAGUCUUUGUAUUAGUGCCCAGGGGAAGGAUUUCUCCAAAGCAGUGAGAUUGAGACGACCACCCCUCCCAUCACACAUUGUCCCUGAUUGAUGAUGGCUAUGUGUUCCUCUUUAAUCUCAUCUUUAAUAUCGUUAAGCACUUGGAGCUUUUAGAAACUGCCAUCUGGCUGCAACACUUUGAAUUGGCUUCAUGUGAAAUCUCUAUAUUUAUGAAACCUUCCGAUAUAAUGUUAUAUG
Messenger RNA from Leucoraja erinaceus (little skate), 4857 nucleotides. Its product is annotated as gap junction delta-2 protein-like. The transcript is spliced from 2 exons. The coding region runs from base 1678 to 2601 and encodes 307 amino acids. The record is from RefSeq and is a predicted model, not a curated record. NCBI's taxonomy places the organism in Eukaryota, Metazoa, Chordata, Chondrichthyes, Rajiformes, Rajidae. Gene Ontology annotation, biological process: cell communication. Gene Ontology annotation, cellular component: connexin complex.